Messenger RNA from Malurus melanocephalus (red-backed fairy wren), 967 nucleotides. RefSeq names its product atypical chemokine receptor 1-like. Gene Ontology annotation, molecular function: chemokine binding. The annotation marks the transcript as partial. Gene Ontology annotation, cellular component: membrane. The transcript is spliced from 2 exons. NCBI's taxonomy places the organism in Eukaryota, Metazoa, Chordata, Aves, Passeriformes, Maluridae. Gene Ontology annotation, biological process: inflammatory response; chemokine-mediated signaling pathway. The record is from RefSeq and is a predicted model, not a curated record.
AUGCGGGAGGAGGCGGGGAGGACGCAGGAGCGGCCCCGGGGAGGAUCCCGGAGGGUCCGGGAGGUUCCCGGAGGAUCCGAACCGGGCCAGGAGGGUCCGAACCGGACCGGGAGGUCCCCCGGCGCCGUGGCCACCCCGGGCUCCCUGGACCUGCUGGACCUCGUGGGCAACUUGUCCUGGUCCUACUACGACAGCGACAGCGACGGCGACAACGCCAGCGCUGUCACCUACCCGGACUACGACGACGCCACCCCGUGCCACAACCCCUUCUGUCCCCUCUUCCAGCGCGYGGCCCCGCCUUUCCUGGCGGCCACCAGCGCCGCGGCCGCGCUAGCCACGGGCUCGUUGCUGGUAGCCCUGACCAAGCGCCCCCGAGGCUGGCGGUGGCCACAGAACCGCGCCUUGGUGGCCCAGCUAGCCUUGAGCUGGGCGCUGUUCGCCGCGCUGCUGCCACCGCUGGCCUCGGGGGUGGCCCGCGGGUGGCACUUGGGGACAGCUCCGUGUCGCCUGACGCACCUGGCGUGGCACUGGAGCGUCUUUUCGCAGGCGCUGCUGGUGGCCAGCGGCUCGUUCAGCUCGGUGUGGGCUAGCUGGGACCCUCGAAGUCGCCGCUGGGCUGUGGCCCUGUGGGCGACCGCGCUGUUUUUGGCCACUCCGGCCGCGCUGGUCAGCGGAGUGGCCGCGGGCAGCGGUUGUGUCCGGAGAGCUGUGGCCAUCCURAGCCCGGUUUAUCUGCUGCACCUCGCCCUGUGCGUCCUUCUGCUGCUGCUGCUGCCCGCUGGGCUAGUGCUAGCCACGCUGGCCGGUGUCCGGGCGGGCCGGAGGGCCGGAGCCGGGCUCUGCUGGGCUUUCUCCGCGCUCUGGGCGCCCUUCGGAGCGGGGCUGGCGGCGGAGCUGCUGCUGCAGGCGGGGCUGCUGGAGCAGAGCUGCGGCUCCUUCGAGCGCUUCGACCUCAUCGUGGGGCUGA